Molecule: messenger RNA, 1214 nt
Organism: Oryza sativa Japonica Group (Japanese rice)
Lineage: Eukaryota; Viridiplantae; Streptophyta; Magnoliopsida; Poales; Poaceae
Source: RefSeq, a predicted model, not a curated record
UACUCCCUAGUCCCUACCCUACACCUACCACCUCUUGCCCUUGGUCGAUCUGGGCCGCCAAACUCCGAUCGGACGGCGCUUAUCGAGUUUGCUUUGUUCACACCGCGCGUGCCAGCGAGAGCCAUUCUCGCCGGAGCGACCUCGCCGGCGACGCCGUCGCCGCCACCCCACCUCCGUGCGGUAGGGUAGGUAGUGGCGGUUGCCGAGAUGGCCGGGAUGGUCGCCGCCGCGGCGCCGCCGGCGUCUCUUUGCCGUCCGAUUGCUGUCCCCCGAGCUCCUAUGCGCCGCCGCCGGCUCACUCCCCGCGUGAAGACGACGCCCUCCCUUCGCUGCGAAGAUUCCCCGAAGAUCGCUCUACUCCAGGUACAAGCCAUGCGAUCUUCAGAAGAGAGUAGUUCUGAUGAGGACGAUGAGAUCCUUUCUGAGCUCAAAGAGAAGUGGGAUGCUAUUGAGAACAAGUCCUCUGUUCUCUUUUACGGAGGCGGAGCAAUCAUCGCUGUCUGGCUAUCCUCGAUUGUUGUCAAAGCUGUCGAUUCAGUUCCAGUGCUUCCGAACAUACUGGAGCUAGUUGGGCUUGGCUACUCGGGAUGGUUUGUGUACCGCUACCUGCUCUUCAAGGAAAACCGGGAAGAACUGGCCAAUGGCUUUGAUGCUCUAAAGAAAAGGAUCACUGGAAAUGAGGAAUAGCUGUGUAUCCUGUUUCUCUGCUUGAACGUUGUCAUUAGAGCCUUUUGUUUUUUCUCAUGUAAAUGCUGGAAGCGUUAUUGAUGUUUAUGGCCUCCCACAUCUUCUGUACUGUCUGCAGCUCAGCGGGGUUUGCAGUAUCAUCUGACUUCUGAACAGAUCUCCACAUUUAUGGCUGCGCUAAAAUGCUUGUGAUUCUUCUGAUAUGGAGGUCAGCUGGUCCUGUUUCUUGGCUGGCUUCCUUUCCCCAAUGAUUCAGCUGUAUGUUACUACUGCUAAGUUUAAGCCAGAACUGAUAAGUUUAAGCUGUAGUACAAGCAAUUAUUUGAAAUAAAUUCAGUAGUCCGAGAAGAUUUCUGUUCUUGUGCCAACAGCAUAUGUAUCCUCUUGCUAGUUGACCGGUUAAGAGAGUUGAUUCUUCUGUGCAUGUUAAUUCAGGGUAGUUAGUCUGUUGCCACCAGCCAUUGUCUUUGUGUGUGUGCCCUGUAGCCUCAUGCAAGAAUUAUUUUCCAUUUGAUUUCAAUGCUGCA